GUUCAAUCUUUUCUCAUGUAUUUUCAGAGAAAGCUUCUUGCUAUCUACCUCCACCAUGAUGAAAGCGUACUAACCAAUGUCUUUUGCUCACAAAUGCUGUGUGCUGAAUCUAUUGUCUCAUAUCUGAGUCAGAACUUCAUAACCUGGGCGUGGGACAUGACAAAAGAAGCAAAUAGAGCAAGGUUUCUGACAAUGUGCACAAGGCACUUUGGGAGUGUUGUAGCCCAAACAAUUCGAACUCAGAAGACGGAUCAGUUUCCACUUUUCCUUAUUAUUAUGGGAAAACGUUCAUCUAAUGAAGUAUUGAAUGUAAUACAAGGUAACACGACAGUGGAUGAACUAAUGAUGAGGCUGAUGGCUGCAAUGGAGAUCUUCAGUGCCCAGCAGCAGGAAGAUAUAAAGGAUGAGGAUGAACGUGAAGCCAGAGAAAAUGUGAAAAGGGAGCAGGAUGAAGCAUACCGCAUAUCGCUCGAAGCUGACAGAGCAAAGAGGGAAGCACAAGAGAGAGAAAUGGCAGAGCAGUUUCGUUUGGAACAGAUUCGGAAAGAACAGGAGGAAGAACGUGAGGCUAUCAGGCUUUCUCUUGAGCAGUCUUUGCCUCCAGAACCAAAAGAGGAAAGCACCGAGUCGGUCAGCAAACUGCGGAUUCGGACGCCCAGCGGAGAAUUCUUUGAGCGACGUUUCCUGGCCAGCAGCAAGCUGCAGGUUGUCUUUGAUUUUGUGGCUUCCAAGGGAUAUCCUUGGGAGGAAUACAAGCUUCUGGGCACCUUUCCGAGGAGAGAUGUGACCCAGCUGGAUCCAAAUAAAUCGUUACUGGAGGUAAAACUGUAUCCUCAAGAAACCCUUUUCUUAGAGGCAAAAGAAUAGAUCAGACAAGAUUGUAGGACUAAGCAUCUUUCAACAAGCCAGAGGCACAGCAUCAAGAGGAACACUUCAUCAGCGCCAUCAUCCAACUCAACUUAAUGUCACAACUUUGCCUCUUGCAAGAAUCCUGAAAAUUUGAAAUAACAUAGCUACUUAAAGUUCCACGUACAUGAGUAUAUGUUCCAACCUCGUUUAAAUGAGCAGAGGAUGAAAUUCUGCUUUGAACACUGAACAUUAUGACUAUGUUGCUCACUUAUCAUCCAGCUUUUGUUAUAAUUAAUGCACUGUUAAAAUGUGAGUGAUUGUUAAGUAGAAUUUUUACUCCUCAAAUGCCCCUUUUUCACCAAGAAAUCUUGGACAUUUCUGCCUGUACUUUUGACACUAGAAUGCUGUAUAUUUGAUAUCUCGCUGAGCCAGUGCUCUCAUAUAUAUGCAUUUUAUCUCUGUGUUUGAAUUUCUACUUUGUCACCUAAUUUAAAAAGGCAGAAAAAAAAAAAAUAACAGGACAUUCUCAGCCAUGGAAAUUUAACAGUAUUAUGGUAGAAAGCAUAUAAUUUUUGUUAGUACUUUCUGACUUCUUUGAUAAGAUGUAAGGUUUUGUUUGAAGAAUAUAGUUUGACAUAUAUGCGAGGUAUUUAUUUACUGGUUCUGCUUUGGGUCUCAGUUCUGAUUCAUAUAGGAAGUAUUUUCCAUUACAAUGCAGUGUGUGAAACUGCUUAUUGCAUGAUGUGAAUAUUUAAAUAACAUUAGAAACGGCCAGGACCAGAAAGCUGGUAUCUUGCCAACACUUCAGGAAUCAGCCGAUAUUGAAUAUCAGCUGUUAAAAACCUUUCAAAUAUCAGAUACAAAAGUUCUUUAUUUCCCAUCGAGAAAGAAAUGGCAGUUCCCAUGUUGGUGGUUUUCCUUCAUUCUGGCGCUUGUUUGUAUCCUAUUACUCUGUUGUCCUAAAGCACCUUGUUUGUUUCAUCAAACAAUGAGUAUCUCAAGAGAUGGUGUAAUAAGAAAUCUGCCUUACUAUUGCACACUUUGGACAUUUUAACAGUAGAUUACUGAUCCCAUCUCAAAUUAAAGAAAUCCUACUUCUGUUGUCUGAAAUGUAUGCACCAGGUACCUGCUGUCUGAUGAGGAGAAAUCUGGUACUUAAAAUAUCUCAACCAUGGAACAAACAUACUGAGUCUAAGAUCAGAAAGUACACUUAAUGCCAAAUGUGCAUCAAAACAGGUUGGUUGGGGGGGGGAGGGGUUGUUUUGUUUUGUUUGGUUUUUAAAUCUGGACUCCAGGAUAGUGCACCACAGCACUGCAGAAUUGUCAUCUACUAAUCAAACUUGUUUGGUAGUGCCUGGCAAAUUGUUUUCCACGUGUUUCUAUGUAAUACGCAGUGUUUAUCAUAGCAGGAGUUCUGUUUUGGAAAAUUCAUACUAAGCAAAAACCAACUGCAUACAUCUUCUAGUCUUUAGUCUUUUCUUUGGAAAGAUGGUGAUAUAAAAUUAUAUGUAUGCCUAUUAUUAGGGUGUUAGUGAAGCUGAUAUAUUGUUACCUUUACCAAAAAUAUAAAUUUUGGAGCAGGGGAAAGCCUUAUUCUACCUUUUGUAAUUCUGUAAUUAGUGAGUGCUACAUCAGACACUUUUAGAAAUGAAUUAUCUGUGACAAACAAAAGGUUUGGAAGUGUAAGUGAAUCUUAACCAUUUGCAGUUCACAAAUAAAAGAAUUCAUAGCCAAUAGAAAGAUAAAUGUAUGUGUAAUGGAAGCCUAAAUGCAGAUGCUUCAUUCUCAACUUCUGUUUUCUUGGUAAAAGAUCCACUGUUUAUUAAAUAAGACAUUAGCAUAGGUUGCAAAUUGGGGUGACGCUGUUUCUACAAACAAUCACAGUAACACAUACAGGAGGAUUUUAAAGUGAUGCAUAUCUUUUUUUCUUUCUUCUUCUUUCUGAGCUGCUAUUGAAGAAAGGAGUUGCUGAAAUAUUGCUGCAGUUGAAAAGCAACCUUUCAGCUAACUUGUUUCUGUUAACCUGUUCCGUUUAACUUUUGUUUGAUCUCAUCGGGCUGUUUUCUCUCGUUCAACUUUAUUUCUGUAUUUUGACUUUAUAUUCUUUACUUUGUUACUAGUUUUGUAAAGUUAUCAAAUGUGACUUGAAUAUUUGUUGAACGUGUUGAAGUCAGUGCUCCCAGGUUCUGUUAGGCCUUUUUUGUUCUAAGACAAGUUUUAGGGCUUUUUUCCCCUAUUUUGUUCACAUUGAAAUUGAAAAAUACACUGUCAUUAUCAAAAUAUUGUGUUGAGAAUUAACUGGAAGUGUUGAAAUUGGUGGUGUUACUGCCCUCUGGUACAUAAAUCAGGAGCAGUAUAGAAGGUGCAUUCUGCCAAAAUAAGUGUAUCACUCAAUUUAAAUAAAGCAUUUAUGAUUUUGGUCCUUAAAUACUGAUUUCAAAAAGCAGACAUCUAGUCAUCUUUCUAAAUUACAUCCUCAAUGCAAGCAGUUUUCUGUCUAGAAACAUUAAUAUUCUCUGCCAUCAUUUUCUGCUCUCUUAAACCAUGGAAUUCACUUCAUGUGCUCUGCUGGUUAAUGCUCUCGUCAUUCUACAGACUAAUUUUCUAAUUCAGUAUUAACCUAAAACUGUAACACUUCUAUUGCAGAAGUUAUCCCUGAUUCUACAUUUUUUAUCUCCAGGUUCCUCACAUUAGUGGAUUAUCAUUAAUGUGAUUAAUGCAUUAGUUUUAAGUCUUAAGGAAUUACUGUUAAUGAAUGGAAUCCUGUACAAUGUGUUGGCUUUUGAUAUUGGCCUUCAGCGCAUGAUGGUGAAGUUGGGGCUGUCUUUGGCUUUUGAAGAAACUUCCUGCCUGUAGACAUUGCUGUUCUAAAUCUCCAUUAGAGAAUGUGCAGAGCACAGGUGUUUGUUGUGUAUUCUCUGCAUAAGCACUCUUUAAUUUAGUGAGAGUGCCAAGGGAGUUUCUAAUGGAGCUAUGCUGGGGGUUUGUUUAUUCUUUUUAAUGUAGCAGAAAAGGACUUCGGCUUUCGUAAACUGUACGUACUUGGUGACAUUAGAAAUUUAAAAUAAAUUUUCAAUUACAGUA
Molecule: messenger RNA, 3933 nt
Organism: Meleagris gallopavo (turkey)
Lineage: Eukaryota; Metazoa; Chordata; Aves; Galliformes; Phasianidae
Source: RefSeq, a predicted model, not a curated record